GUGGAGCACCUGCCGUGACCGUUGACCCUUGACCUAGCUGAGUCAUGUGACCUGCUUCGCUCUCCAUCUUGAAACAAGGUUGGAGAUUCAUCGACAACUUGGAUGCGGUAGCCAGCCUUGCUUUUCUUCUCUCUCUCGCGACAGCAUCUUUUGUGUGGAUUGUUCACAAAACCGGAUAAAAUGUUCCGGAAAAGAAGUACGAAGGGUGAAGUUCAAACGGAAUACUCAUGUAGUAUCCGUUUUCUGGACGAUUCGGAACCAAUUCAACUAAAUUUCAAGAAAGACACACUUGGACAGUGGCUAUUUGACAGAGUAUGCGAGAAACUCAGCUUGGUCGAAAAGGAUUACUUUGGGUUGCGAUAUGUGGAUGCCGAGAAACAAAGACACUGGUUGGAUCCAUUGAAAACUGUAUAUAAGCAACUCAAAGGUGUGAACCCCAUGGUGCUCUGUUUUCGUGUGAAGUUUUACCCAGAAGAUCCCAUGAAACUUCAUGAAGAGAUUACACGCUACUACUUGUAUCUGCAGUUGCGGCGAGACCUCCAUCAUGGCCGUCUGUUGUGCUCCCCACAAGAUGCUGUUCACCUCGCGUCAUACAUUGUCCAGUCCGAGGUUGGCGAUUACGAUCCACAGGACCAUCCACCAGGCUACAUCACUGCCUUCAAGAUGCUACCCAAGCAGAACGCCAAGAUGGAAGAACAGAUCCAGGAGCUGCACAAGACGCUCAAGGGCCAGGUACCUGCUGAAGCUGAGAGUAAUUUCCUGAAGAAAGCAGCUGUGCUGGAUACUUACGGUGUCGAUCCACAUCAGGUCAAGGAUCAGCGAGGAGAUCAGUUAUACCUGGGUGUGACUCAUCAGGGCAUCAUGACCUUUCGCGGCAGUCGACGGACGCAGCUACAUAAAUGGAACCAGAUCAGAAGGAUUGCUUAUGAAGCGAAGAUGUUUAUAGUCCAUGUGAAUGUUGCAGAGGAGGAAGAUGCUGCGAAUGCAAAGAAGGUUUCGGAUGAGGCGGCAGAAGGGGGAAAGGAGAAAGAGAAGGAUAAAGAAAACGAAAAGGGGAAAGAACAGGAAAAAGAGAAAGAACAGGGGAAAGAACAGGCAAAAGAAACUGAAACUGGGAAAGACCAGGAAAAAGAACCUGAAACAGGAAAAGAGCAGGGGAAGGAAACUGAAAAGGGGAAAGAAACUGAAACUAAAAAAGAAUCUGAUAAGGAAAAUCAAAGCGAGAAAGAAAAAACUGAGGAAAAUAAGUUCGAGCAGCAGCAGCCCCACGGCUACAAGUGUCUGACUGUCGGAGCGUGCAAGUACCUGUGGAGAUGUGCUGUGGAACAACAACUCUUCUUCACGCUGGCGUCUUCAUGCAAUGCACCCAAGUUGAAGUCAGGCGGAACGCUCUUCAGCCGAGGAUCCAAGUUCCGUUUCAGUGGACGCUGUCAGGUCGAGGCUCUUUCAGCCAGUGAAAACAUAAAGAGGUCAGAGCCCAAAUUUCCAAGAACCAACUCUCUUCCCAACUUUUCCCGCAAUAAGCAUGCGUCUGAGAGCAAGAGCAGUACGCUGAAUACGUCCAUCAUGUCGGAGCCUGUACCGGAAGAUCGAAGACGCUACAAUGUUUAUCUUGCACCGAGUCGCCGAGCCCAAGGAAUGGCGGAAGAAACUCCCAAUCAGUCUUUUGAAAUCACCCCAACAGAAGCAGCAGUGGAUGUCCCUGGGAAUGCCUUCGGAGCACAGACGUCCAGCCUCAUUGUCCCAGAGAGCCCAGUCCUGAAGGCACCCCUAGCUGCAGAGGAGAAGUUUGAUAUGCAGAAGGUUCAGGCCGUGUCUGCAAGCGCGCCCGGUCAGAAGACCCCCGUCAAUGGAUCUGUCCCGGUUGACCCCUCCUUCCUGGAAACCAGCACCGAUUCCAUGCCGUCCUACCAACCAAACAUGACGAUGGAUGACGACGAAGAGGAUGACAAGACACCCAAACCGUCUCUGGACGAGCAGAUUAAGCAGCUUGAGCAACAGUACGAGAAGAUCACCAGCGACCAGAACCACAUAACGCCUGGCGGCAAAGUUGGGGCAUCACCUAAAGCCGCUCCUGCUUCUACCGGUACAUCAAAGUCUCCGCCCAAAUCAUCUAUGUGUGCAACCUGCUGCAAGGUUUUAACCUACUCAAUCCUGUUUGCUGUACUUCUUAUGGCGGUGACUGUUGUUGUUUUGUUUUACACUAAAUUGGAUCACCCAUUGCUGGAUGAAGGACGGAAACAACUGCAAUUCCUCGAACCUGUCAAGCACUAUAUCGACGACUCAGUGGAAGCAAUUGCCAGCAAGUUCAAGUGAAGAAAUAACGUCUUAUUUUUGUGUCAGAGUUAUUUUUGGUUACAUAUCAUUGGCAAUAAGUGACAAAGCCAACUUGCAGAAAACAUGUUACACCACUUAGAUUGUGAUAGAAUCGUGCAUUGUAAAACCUCUCCUUCUGAUUAUUCUAUAGCACUCUGUUUGUUUUGUAGGAUAGAGAGUGAGUAAACAGUGCAGUUAUUUCUUAUUCAGCAACAAUGUAUUCAGAAUGAUUGUACAGAUUUAAACGAACAUCACGAAUCUCAUAUCAUGUUUCUACAUGUCAAUUAUAAUAUUAACUUAUAAUAUAAUUAUUGGACAAUGGUUAAACAUAUUAUCGAUAUUGCAUUUUACAGGAAUUUUUAUAAAAUUUUACAAAUGACAGAUCGGGACUGAUAAUUUUUCUCUACCUCUUGUUAAAAACACAAUACUGCCUUACCGAUAUGGCACAACUCAGGAAAACUUCCAUUACUCUGUGUAUGCCAUCGCUAUACAUACAUGAUACACACUAUCUGACUAGUAACCAUUUAAUGUGCCUACCGUGAGAUAAAAGUGUUAAGUUUGUGAAAUUAUCAUGUUUUAAAAGUCAGCUGCAUCUGUAAUGUCUUUGAUACUUCUGUUAUCUGAAUUGAAUAAAUGUAAUGCAUAAUAUAGACUCUGACAGUUCCUAGGGUCCUUGUACACAGUUUGUGUGAAGGAGAGGUUUUAGUAAUGCAAUGUGGUGGGGAUGUUACCAUGGUGAUUGCUUCUCCCUCUUAUUCGCUAUUUGCAAUUUCAGUGAGUGCAAAAUGUGAGUCUAUUAUUAGCCCUUUUAGCUAAAUAAUUUCAAACAUGAAAUUUUGUUUUGAAAAUUAAUAUAUUAUGUCAGCAGUAAUAGUGAUAUGAAAUGCGAUUGUGUGUCUUUCUCUACUUGCCAGUGUGGAGAUAUGCAAUAACACUUUAAUAAUGAGUCAGUUUAUCACCAAGUAUUUGUCCCCACCAUCUUGUUUUGUGUGACCGUGAUCUGAAUCUAUUUACACCUCGCCCGCGGGUGCGAUAAUAUUUCAGGCCCUCAUCAUGUGACUUGUGAGUUUUGUGACGCUUUUUUUCGCACAUUGAUGAGGUGUAACUGAAAGUUGAGGGGGCAAACCCAGAGGGAAGCAUAGGAGGGUGCAGAUGGAUAGCAAGCAAUUGUAGAUUCACUGUCGAUAACUUAAUUAUACUGCUAGAGGCAUUUGUUUUCAAAAUAGACUGAACAAAGAUUUUAUUUUGGGAUAGAUCUGGGAUAAUUUUGGGUGGUGUGAUAUGCCCUCUGCACCCUCCGAUAUAAAGGAAUGGAUUGUAGACAAGAAUAAUUAUUUAUUUGCAGAUAAUGUAGUUGAUCAACAAAGUUUUGGUUAGUUUAUGUGCCUGCUUGUGCAAUUCUACUGAUUAUACUAAUCCAUCAUGACAAAAAUACCUGCUUUGCGUAAAUGUAGACUAAAUUGAUUCAGCCAGUAGUUCAGCAUGGAAUCCAUGUCAAAAUUCACUUUCAUUUAACUCUCUUAUCCUCGAAGUUCAAAGCUGAGAUUUAUCAUCCUUUGCAGUAGACUACCUUGCUUCUUAGCCCGAGUCCUGGAACAGAGGAUACUGAAACCUAUGGUUGCUAUGAUACGGUGGUUGCUAUGUUACAUUGUACCAUACGUGAUGCUGGUCAUGUAGAUAGUAUAGAAAGGGCAUUGAUAACCUUCAUAGUGUAUGGUGCUACAGUCCAUUAUAGGAGGGUGUUAAUUUGUUCGGGCUUGGAUCAGUAGUGUGUUUUUUGUGUGCAAGUACUAAGUUUUGACAGUAUGUACUGGAAUGUUUUACCCAAAUAAGUCUCAGCUUUGGGCAACUUGGUUUUCAUUGGUUGGAGUCAUCGGUAUACUGGAUUGAUCAUGUAGUAUGUCAAGGGCAUUGUCAGAUGCUUUAACAACAUGUCUUCAACAUGGUGUAAGAAUCAGUGUUUCCUACACAGAUGUCAAAAAAAGGCAAUGAUUUGGCAUGAGAAUAAAAUCUGGGAAGAGACAAGGUUGAAGCUAUAACAUGUUUAUCCAGUAAGAAAGAAUGUUGAAUUACCUGUAUAUUCAUUAGUUCUGGAAAGAAACUGAUAUAACAACUUUGAAUGUUGAGGGAGACCUGGAAUGUCCAAAUGAUCCGACUGUAAACCACUGUAGGAUGAGAGAGUUAGAUCUGCCUCUGAGUGCUGCUGGAUUGGGUGGGCUUGUAUCUAUAUUCAGCAUCACAGGAUGAAAGUGGGAUAUCGCGUAUCACUGUAUCAACUGGAGAACGCAUGUUUUUUGUCACUAAUAAUCUGCCAGUCUGGAAACCCUUUUUCUUAAAAGUAUAGUGUUUUGAUCUCAAGGGGUAGAAAUUUGAGUUCUAUAUUAAAGGAUUUCUGUCUGUUUUAUGUUCCAAAUAUUUAAUUGUUUUUCAUUUUAAAUGGUAAGGUUUGGCAUUUUUAUGAGGAAUUUCUUAUUGAAAUGUUGAAAUUAGAUGUAUACAUAGAAUAUUCAUACAUAAUUGUUUAACUUUGUCUUUAUUUAUUUCUAUCAUUCUAUGACAUUUUCCUGCGAUUUCGAUUUUGAAAUCCUGAAAUAUGAUGGCAGAUAUUGGUACUAAUUAUCCACUUGUUGCGUACGCUUCAUAUUGUAAUGUAGAUAUUUAGCUAGAAUAACAACAUGCUUGUAUCUUCAGUUCUGCUGUGUUUCAAGUCCAUGAAUUAUGCAAUACAACUUGUUGUGUCCAACAUACUGGCAAGACUAACAUAAUAACUCUCGGAUCAUCUCAUUGUAACAUAGGCCAUUGUGUCAUCGCUCAUGGAUCUGGACUUGGCUGUACCCUAUAAUCGACCCCCACUGCUGGAAGAGGCAAAAACCGAAUUAAUAUUUUUAAAUCAUGUUGAAAUUUAUUAACAGAUUAUUAACUUUCAUACGUUGUGUCAAGAAGAUACUAUGUUGUACACUGUUACAUGUGUUUGUUAUGUGGCAUGUUUAUAUUGUAUGUAAGCGCAGUCUAAGACUAUGAUUUUCCUGUGGUCAGAUAUGACUUUGCCUCUCUAGCAGUAGUUACCGCAAGUCCUCAAACAGAACAUGGGUUGAAGGUAAAACCAGCAGGGCUCAAAAAGUCUGGAACAGAAUCAUUUUAGAUUUCUUUAAUCUAACAACUGUUUUGUAAUAUCACCAAUUUUAAGAUAAUUUAAAAUGAACUUUAAAAAGGCUGGUCUCAGAGACGGAAGCUUGGGUAAAAGUGUAAGAACCCAGGCAUCUGUUUGAGGACUUUAGUUUUUAAUCUUUUUGAAUCGCUAUACAUUUUCUGAGCUUACCAUUACAAUGUUAUUUUAGAUCUACACGCCUUGCAUGUUUUAAUUCGAAUAAUUUGUUCAUGUGUUUGGACAUAUCCACCAUGAUCUUUGUUGAGAUUGUAUGUACAAACCGAUACUCAUCUAGUUACUGCACAUAAAUUGUUACAUAUUCUUAAUUAUGUAGAACAUAUUGACUGAAGUUGGUGAUAUCUUAAUUUUCCUCCAAUUCUGUUUGUAUAGAGAAUCAAUAUUCUCUCCUCUGUAUGGUGACCAGGCUAGAGGAACUGUAAGUGUAUAUACAUACAAAUAUAUGUGUUAAACUUGGCAGCCACUGAACAAGUGCUUUCUUAAGCUGUUGAUUGUCCUAGAUUUAUUCCUUCCUGUCUAUCACCUGUGUUUGUCGGUUACGUGAUGUGUGGUGGUGUUUUAUUUUAGACAUGUUGUUGAUGUUGUACAUUCUUGUUAAAGACUUAGAAAGAAAUACCUACAUUUAUACCUUCAAAACAACCACUUUUGUCAAGAUUUAUUUCUACAAACCACAGAAUUUAUAUGUACUGUUGUGACCAUAGAAACGUACCAUCUAUUGUAAGCAUGAAACCAACCACAUUCUAGAUGAGAUAGAAUAUCCGAAUGUAUUACAGUACUAUUCUGUGUACAUGGUAGUGUCCAUCGAUAUGACAGUUAUCAACCUUAAUAUGUAUUACAGUACUAUUCUGUGUACAUGGUAGUGUCCAUCGAUAUGACAGUUAUCAACCUUAAUAUGUAUUACAGUACUAUUCUGUGUACAUGGUAGUGUCCAUCGAUAUGACGGUUAUCAACCUUAAUAUGUAUUACAGUACUAUUCUGUGUGUACAUGGUAGUGUCCAUCGAUAUGACAGUUAUCAACCUUAAUAUGUAUUACAGUACUAUUCUGUGUACAUGGUAGUGUCCAUCGAUAUGACGGUUAUCAACCUUAAUAUGUAUUACAGUACUAUUCUGUGUACAUGGUAGUGUCCAUCGAUAUGACGGUUAUCAACCUUAAUAUGUAUUACAGUACUAUUCUGUGUACAUGGUAGUGUCCAUCGAUAUGACGGUUAUCAACCUUAAUAUGUAUUACAGUACUAUUCUGUGUACAUGGUAGUGUCCAUCGAUAUGACGGUUAUCAACCUUAAUAUGUAUUACAGUACUAUUCUGUGUACAUGGUAGUGUCCAUCGAUAUGACGGUUAUCAACCUUAAUAUGUAUUACAGUACUAUUCUGUGUACAUGGUAGUGUCCAUCGAUAUGACGGUUAUCAACCUUAAUAUGUAUUACAGUACUAUUCUGUGUACAUGGUAGUGUCCAUCGAUAUGACAGUUAUCAACCUUGAUUAUGUACAGAAAUCAUGUUGGAAUUCUUAUCUGGGAAAUUAUCAGAAUAAAAAAAUUAUUUGGAAUGACUAACCAUAUCCGAGAUUCAAAUAACUGAUGUGACCUCAGUUCAGUAUUCAUGAAUGACUAACCAUUAUUACUUCAUAAUGAAACAGAAAAAACAUUGUAUAAUGAAGCGCGUAUUUGGAUUUUUGUGAGGUAAUAACAUUGAAAAGAUGAAACAAGAUUGUUCUAGGAAUGUUGUUUCCCUGAUUAACAGUGUACUGAGAAGAGUGAGUGUUUAACGUCUACCAAUUUCAUAGAGAUUGUCUCUACUUUCAGCAGACUUAUUUUCUACUCUCAAGAAAUUAUGCAAAACUUUGAAUUUUUCAGAAAAAUAUAUCUUACAUUCUGCAUUUUAUUUAAAAGAUAUUUAUAUUUUUCUUAUUUAUUUACGAAUUGAUGAAAUAAAGGUGCACUGUAGAUGAAGGGUAGCUCGGAACACUUUGAUUUGAGGCUUCCCUGGGUCAUUUAUGGGGGUUCAUCCAUUAAUUAAUUCAUAGUUUUACCAGCUUUAUCCUUCCCAUGCUUUUCAACCUCAAAUCAUGCAUUUCAUCAGUGAUGCUUUAGCCAUUCAAAAAUUUCCACUUGACAAAACGCACUUCUGAUGAAUUUUUCAAGGCACUUUUCUCUCGAUUGAUUUAUAUCUAACAAAAAAAGAUUAAUAUCAACAACUUCUAUCUAUUUACCUUUUCAUCCGAGUAGCUAUCAUCCCUCCAAGUGUCUGAGGGACAGUGGUGACACAACUUUCCUGGAUUUUUAAAGACAUCCCAAGUGAUGAACAGCUUUAUAUAUAACACAUGCAGGACUUGUCUGCUAUUUGACGAAAACUGAUUUUCUAAUAUUAAUGCAUGUUUUAUAAACCUCAUGCCAAGGUCAACUUUAGUUCGCUGUUAUUUUGCUAUUAUUUUUAUUUUCUGGGGACCAACUUUUGUUCGUCCCUCCCUUCCUCGUGGUUGUGUACUGGCUCGCCUGAUAACUCUGUGUCUACUUUGUAGAAUGCAUCAUAUCGAGCAUUUACAAGGAUUUUCAACAAAAUAAUAAAAAAAAAUCCACUCUGUAGCAAAA
This is a messenger RNA of Haliotis rubra (blacklip abalone), 8068 nucleotides long. Its product is annotated as FERM domain-containing protein 3-like. Gene Ontology annotation, molecular function: cytoskeletal protein binding. The coding region runs from base 181 to 2316 and encodes 711 amino acids. The record is from RefSeq and is a predicted model, not a curated record. Lineage: Eukaryota; Metazoa; Mollusca; Gastropoda; Lepetellida; Haliotidae. Gene Ontology annotation, cellular component: cytoskeleton. The transcript has 19 exons.